UUUCGCUGCAAUUGUCACCAGUUCAUCAGAGCAAUCGAUCCAUCAACAUGAGGUACUCUUGCGUUCUCCUUCUCCUGGCCGUGCUCGGCUGUGUCCUCCUGCAGGAGACCAGGGCCACUGGCACCGCCACCACAACGGUGGCUGCUACCACAACCGCGACAACCUCAGCAUCGGCAGCUACCACAACCACCUCCGCAGCGGCAACCACCACUACGGCCGCCUCAGACACGACCACAACCACAGCCGCAACCACCACAGCAGCCUCGACAUCUGCGGGCAAGAAGAAGGUGCGCCACUACAAGCGGAGGAUCCACGGGGGCAAGAAGAGGAUCGUGCGCCGCGAGAACAGGAACAGGAACAGGAAAAACAGAGAAUAACCCUGAUGCCUGAGACAAUGAUGCGAAUCCCGGAACCCAUGCUGACCCCUAACGAAUGCCUGAUAAAAUAGUUUUUUUUUUGGUGUAAUUUCAUAAGUACAUAUUGGGAAUGUCCCUUGGAUGUUCUCUAACCUUAAGGCACAUAUAAAAUUGUUUAACAAAA
Molecule: messenger RNA, 540 nt
Organism: Drosophila subobscura
Lineage: Eukaryota; Metazoa; Arthropoda; Insecta; Diptera; Drosophilidae
Product: protein new-glue 1-like
Exons: 1
Coding region: 48-377 (109 amino acids)
Source: RefSeq, a predicted model, not a curated record